ACGGGUUAGUUGGAUUCAAGUGGCUAGUGACGGUGUCAGGUGGAGCGCUACAGGUGUCGUUUGAUAUGUAGACUGGAUGCAGGUCCCAGAGAGUAACUGAUUUACUUGCAAAACUACCAUCGUUAAAAUUGUGUUAGAAGACUCAGCAAUCGAAGUGGUUAUCAGAUAAUAUCACGUGAGUGGUUUAGAUGAUAGUGAUGCUGAAUUGAGGACAUAUUCAAAUAGUUCAGUGUUAAGAAGUCUAAAGAAAAGGUACCAAAUAGACUUCCAGUUGAAAUUGUCAUACCCUAUGUUGGGGUAAUACAGCCGAAAUAAAGCCCAGCAAAGACAAUAAUAUAAAAUGAACUACCUGCAACAAUCAGAAGAAACAACAGAGCCACUGAAUACCGCAGAAAAAACCGAAAUCAGCAUUACACCGGAGUCACCUGAAGUUUUCCGAAUAAUCCUCCCACCGGGUCGUUGUACAAAGCGUCUCCUUAACAUAAGUGAUGUCUUCCUUUCACUAUUCGUGAUAACUCCACUGGUCGUGGCUCAUUGGAAAGGAACCUGGGCAUUUAUAGAGCGACAUCCUGAACAGUUUCCACCAUGGAUGAGCUUCCUUUUUGGCUGCACCCUGCACACUUCAUUCGUCCUGAUCAAGGAGCUCCUUCACAUGGAAUUCACAGCACCAAAUGACGGAUACAAAUCAGUGAAGAAAAUCAUAAGCCAGAAUAUAAUAGUGAAAAUCUACACAUACCUUUUUAGUUUGGGAUGCAAUUUGAAUUGGCAAGGAGGGUGGGCUGCCUUGCAAGUUGUAUUCGGGACUGAAUUGAAAGGAGCAGUGAUACCAUCUGCUAUUUGUUUGGUGCUCUUGUUGGCAUUGAAAGGAAUCCGUAACUUGGCUGCGCCCCCCGUAUUUGUUGCACUGGAUAAUAAGGACAUUGCGUUUUCAUUCCCUACAAGGUUUCGUGUUCAGGGGAGUCACGAGCCCGGACUGUACGUUCUGGAUUGUAUAUUUUCUGUUCUAGUCGUAGGAACACUAGUAGUUGUCGCAUGGCGUGGAUCCUGGGUAUUUUUAGACUUAACACUGUAUCCUGGAAAUCCAACCUAUUCAGCGUGGGGCUCGCUGGUAAUAGGAUACGGUAUUGUAGGAUUAACCUUCGCCUUACAACCCAUCAUGAGGUGGACCUGCGAUCGACUUACUGGCUUAUGGCGAAUUGCUGUAGCUGACAUAUUCCUGUUUCUUAGUUUUCUAGGAACCAUUAACGUAUGGCGAGGAGUAUGGCAACUAUUAGAUAUUUAUUUCCUUCCAGAUAAUCGUCUUCUAAGCGAUUGGCUGACACAUGGUCUCUCCUUCGUGUUACUAGCGCUCCUCAACUGUUCCAACUCAGUUCUAGUCCGGGGCGUUUACAUUGAUGCCGAGGAACCAGCUGGACAAUGUGUUGUCUUCCCAAUUCACUACAUUCGACUGUUCUUCCAGAAAGAACGAACCAAGAAGCAAAGGCGUCUCCUGGAUGCACUAGAGCGCCAGGACCAAAACAACACCAUGUUCUUGUUAGACAAAUCCCAAACAAAUAAUAUUAAAAUAGUUAAGAGUAAUGUAGGCAAACUAAGUGAUCCUGAGAUGAAACAAUUGACAAAUUUGACAAAUUUAAGUGAGAGGACCAAAAACGGCACAGACCAAAAUGUUUUGAAGGAUUAGCGAUUUCGUUGUUUGGAUCUAGUUAGUUUGUUUUACUUUUUUUACGAAUAAACAAAGAUGGCGUAAGAUCGGGAACCUUUGGUAAAUCGAAAUCACCCUGUUUUGGUUGUCGAAAACUUCAUCUUUAACUUAUUGUAAUUAUCUAUGCAUAUGUGCGCUGCAUUUGUAUUAAUUUAUUAUGUUAAUAGGCUUAUCGUUAGCGAAAUUUAUAGGAAAUCUUAUGAACAUUCCAGUGAAUCAUUGAAUGGUCGUAAACGUGAACCGUAAAUAUUGUAAAUAUUUAGUCUGAAUAAAAUGAUUAUUGUUGAUA
This is a messenger RNA of Hermetia illucens (black soldier fly), 1991 nucleotides long. RefSeq lists its product as uncharacterized. The record is from RefSeq and is a predicted model, not a curated record. Lineage: Eukaryota; Metazoa; Arthropoda; Insecta; Diptera; Stratiomyidae. Gene Ontology annotation, cellular component: presynaptic membrane. Bases 341 to 1681 code for a protein of 446 amino acids. Gene Ontology annotation, biological process: clustering of voltage-gated calcium channels; neuromuscular synaptic transmission; neuron-neuron synaptic transmission. The transcript has 6 exons.